Nothobranchius furzeri (turquoise killifish) is the source of this 2124-nucleotide messenger RNA. It is a transcript of the gene foxb2, whose product is annotated as forkhead box B2. Gene Ontology annotation, molecular function: RNA polymerase II cis-regulatory region sequence-specific DNA binding; DNA-binding transcription factor activity, RNA polymerase II-specific. Lineage: Eukaryota; Metazoa; Chordata; Actinopteri; Cyprinodontiformes; Nothobranchiidae. The record is from RefSeq and is a predicted model, not a curated record. Gene Ontology annotation, biological process: anatomical structure morphogenesis; cell differentiation; regulation of transcription by RNA polymerase II.
GCCGACGACCUGCGGGGGUCUCACAAAAACAGUGCGCGGCGAGUAGGAGCACCGCAUAAGAGGAGAGGAGCCACAUCACACACAAACAGCAAAGCAAACCUGCCAAAUCCAACGGCCCACAGCUAAAAGGAACUCAAAGGAUCUCAACUUUUUACGCACGGACACAGUUUUACGCGCAAGUUUCAAAAGAGCAUCAUUUGGCAAAAAGCUGUCAGAGAAACUUUAUUUGGAUGCAAGAGCCCGUCGGGGAGCUUUCCUGUCAGCGGCGGGCCUUUAAUCUGAUGGCUGAGAAGUUUGGAACAAAUCAAUCGGAUGGAGACUGAAGGGAAGACCGUCACGUUAGAAUUGUAAAAAUACAGUUUAGCUCAGAUCAAAUACAAACUUAGAGAAAUCGUCACAGUCAUGCCCCGUCCCGGGAAAAACUCCUACAGCGACCAGAAGCCUCCAUAUUCCUAUAUAUCACUGACAGCGAUGGCUAUCCAGAACUCGCCUGACAAGAUGCUGCCUCUGAGUGACAUUUACAAGUUCAUCAUGGACCGGUUUCCGUAUUACCGAGAGAACACGCAGAGGUGGCAGAAUUCCCUGCGGCACAACCUGUCGUUCAACGACUGCUUCAUCAAGAUCCCUCGGCGGCCCGAUCAGCCCGGAAAGGGCAGCUUCUGGGCUCUGCACCCGGACUGCGGGGACAUGUUCGAAAACGGCAGUUUUCUGAGGAGACGGAAGCGCUUCAAGGUUCUGCGUGCUGAGCACAUGACCUGCAAGAGUUCACCGAUGAUGCAUUACUUCCACCAUCACCACCACCACCCCGGCAGCAAGCUGGGCGCAACAUCCGGUCACCACGACCACCCAGGCGCGCCAGCCAGCAGGCUCCCUGCUUUCCAGGGUUACGGGGGCCUUACUUGCGCACAGCCUGGCGGGUUUAAACACCCGUUCGCCAUCGAGAACAUUAUAGGACGAGACUACAAGGGCGUGGUGGCCAGCGGGCUUCCCCUCACCUCGGUCAUGCACCACCUGGGUUACCCGGUUCCCCCCCAGCUCAGCAGCGUGGUCAGCUCGAUGUGGCCGCACGUCGGGAUGCUGUCAGAGUCCAUGAGCGCCGUGCCAGUCCCUGCAGCAUCAUCUGAGUAUGCGCCCUUCAGCGUGUCAGCAAAGGGCCUUUACCACAGCUCCAACGGGCAAACUCUGCCCGCAGUACCAGUGCCAAUCAAACCAACCCCAUCCCUGGGCCAAGUGCACGGUCUGACGGGGCUGCAGACCGGCUCGGCCCACCUCUGCUCUCCGGCCUCCCUGAUGGAGAAAAGCGAUCUGAUGGAGGGGAAAGGAACCCCUCUACACCCGGCUCUCCUGCUGUCCUAACCGGGUAAAUGAUGGGUUAUUUUCUUUUACCAAAAUAAAAGAAACAUUAUAUUAAAAUAAAAGUAAACCGAACGGAUCUAUCAGAGACGGUUCAGUUUAGGAGCAGCUGCAAGACAGAUGUAAAAACCUUUAUAUAUUGUACUGUUAUGAUUUCUUUUCUUUGCACAUUUUGUUUACCACACAUGGCACUAUCAAAUAUAAUCAGACAAGUAGAUGCGCUAAAGCCAAAGACAGCUUUGACUAGAGGAAACAUUUCUUCCAAAUAACUAACAAAUGUUGAUUUAUUUUUGCUGUUAUUCUAUUUUCUUCCUGUGAUUUAUGGCAAACUUGGUAGCAAAAGACAACAAUGCCUUUGUGUUUUUUAAUAAAUAAUAAGUUAGGACUGUUGCACUUUUUUGUCUGUUUCUUGUGUUCUGCAUAUGCUUGUAUUAUAAUGCUAUUUAUCUGAAGAUAUUUAUAAAGAAUUUUAAAUCAACUUUAUUUGGCCGUGGUAUUUAUUCAAACUGCAUUUUAAAAGAAGAAAUUACAGGACUUCCAUCAGAUUCUUAUGGGAGUCCUGUGCAUAUAACUGUGUUAUCAAAUUUGCUGCAGAAUCAAAUCUGAUAUUUGCAUGCAAAACUAAUUCACCCACUAUUCUGAAAUACUUAAAUACUUGUUAUUAUCACUUUGUCAAAUAAAAGUGACAACACAAGAGCUACUUUGCUAAAUUGAUUAUCUAUUUGAUCCAUUAUUCUGCAGAAGAUAAGUUGGACUUUUUUAUAAUUAUUU